This is a messenger RNA of Melanotaenia boesemani (Boeseman's rainbowfish), 1293 nucleotides long. Its product is annotated as sarcolipin. The transcript has 3 exons. Gene Ontology annotation, molecular function: enzyme regulator activity. The coding region runs from base 496 to 591 and encodes 31 amino acids. The record is from RefSeq and is a predicted model, not a curated record. Gene Ontology annotation, cellular component: membrane. NCBI's taxonomy places the organism in Eukaryota, Metazoa, Chordata, Actinopteri, Atheriniformes, Melanotaeniidae.
AACAGCAGCCUUUCUGAUCUGUUAAGUCCUCUGGGAAUGACAUUGGAAUCCUUUGAUGGAAAUGUUCAAGGGGACUGUGCCUGUACUUGUGCUUUGUCCUGGCGUGGCCCCUCCGUUUGGAAGAGAAGUUGGAGUGUGACAUCAGCCUGUAUGUGAGUCAUGGGCGGUCCACUGAGGAUGGCUACUUUAGGCGCAGAAUCUGCCCCUGGCGACAGCAGAAAACUGGACAACACCAAGCAACAGAUGUGACAAAGGAGACCUGUAACAGAGAACUAACAAGCUGCUGUAUCAGAGGAAAAGAAGUAAAGAAGAAUCUCUUCCAUCUCCUUUGUGUUCAUUGUGAGAGCAUAAAGGGAAGGCCUUGGAUUAGAGUCCAAAAAGGAGCCACACCUCUUCACAAAUAUAUCUGCAUCCUUGCAUUCUCUUCCUUCUUUGCAAUCCUCAGCGGCUAAUCCAUUUGCUCCUCACCAUCUCGCACUAUUAUCUCCGCCUGCCAUGGACCGCUCGACGCGGGAACUGUUCCUCAACUUCAUGAUUGUGUUAAUCACUGUGCUGCUGAUGUGGCUGCUGGUGAAAACUUACCAGGACUGAAGAAUGGAGUGCCAAAAAAAGAUGAGCGAGAGGCAGAGGGGAUUAUAGGAGAUGGAGAAAUAUGUGAGGAGGGAGGCCAGAAUGUGAGACUUUGCUAGGGGCUGAAUUUUGCUCAGAUAUAGUGUUUACAUCUUUUCAUAUUUUUAGUGUAAGGUGAUUUGCCUGAUCCAGAGCUUUGGUCAUAUGAGAUCAUAAAGCAUUUGAUUGCUAAAGUAACAUGAAAAAUGACUAAAGUGAAAGGUAUAGUCAGCACUGAAAUGUCAGCAGCAACAACUGCCCAUGUCACAGCAUCGUUCGUAUGGUUUGACAUACUCUGAAACAUGCCUUUGUGUCUACUCUUCUGUUUUUACAAAGUGAUGAAAGUCCCGAACACAAAUACUGAAUUCACUGAUAAAACAGGAUAUCAGCACAAAUAAUGAAUUAUUUGAUCCAUGGUCAUUUCUUGCAAUUAAACACAUGCAUCGGUUUCUGUUUUAUAAUACAAGCUUCUUAUGCACUCAUGAUUUUACAUCACAGAGCCAAAUUUUUUCACCUUGUGACUUCUUAAACUUGAGAUUAUUGUACACUUUAUAGCUACAGCUUUACUCUGUGAUUAACAGUAACAGAUUAAGUAACAGACUUUCAGUUAAACUUAUGUAAGACAAACAAGGCAUGCGUGGAUACAUGACAGUUUAGUAGCAGAAUAAAGGCAAGCUGUGGGUA